AUGAUGCAGCACAUACAGCAGCAGCAGCCCAGACCGCAGCUGCCAGUCCUGCAAGCUGGGCAGACGCUGCCUGGCAGCACUCCAGGGCCAUCCGGACAGCAACAAGCGCCGGUGCUCAUCAAGCCUGCGGUGGCUGCAAAGCAGCCCGCAGCUGCCAUGAAGUCGGCUGAGUUACUGCCUGCAUUGAAGCGGCAAAAGAAGAAGAAGGGGCCAGAAAAAGCGGCGUCCGACAGGGUGGUGCCAGAGCUGCCACAGUCGGCGCUGUUCAGCGCAGCAGCAGAUCUGGAGCGCCAGCUGGACGCGAUCAUGGCCUCCCACAGAGCAUAUAUCACAGCGCUCGUGGGCAAUCAAAAAAGGGUGCCCAAGAAGCUGCGCCUCUACCUGCAGAGCCGGCACUUCCACCAAGGCAACCGCGGCAGCACCCCGUCAGCUACAGCGGAGCCGCCCUCCUGGGAGUUUGAUAUAUCCGGCAGGGUACUAGAUCUGGCAGAGGCGGAGGGAACAGCCGCACCGGCCGCACCCUCGGCUCCGGGCCAGCCAGCCGUAGUUGUGGCAUCAGCGCCAGCUAGCAAGGGGCCGCCCAUGUCGUCCUACCUGCGGAGGCUCUCCAUCCGGCUGGACCCGCAGCUGUACCCCAGCGAUGGCGAGAUCACGUGGACCAAGGCUGUCCACGAGGGUCCCCAUAAGGGAAGUUUCAGCAUCAGGCGGCGAGGGCAGCAGGACGUGGCGGUGCAGAUAGAGGUGGAUGCAGAGCAUGCGCCGGAGCUGUUCACGCUGAGCCCGGCCCUGGCGGACCUGACAGGCAUGCAGCACGGCAGCCGCCAGCGCAUCCUGCAUGCCCUCUGGCACUACAUCAGCCUCAACAAGCUGCAGAUGCCCAAUCAGGCGGAUCUGGUGAACUGCGACGAGCGGCUGGGCGCCCUGUUGGGGGACAAGGUGGUCAAGCUUUCUUCGCUCUCUGAGCGCAUCGGGCACAUGCUGACACGCGUUCCCACCCCAAAGCUGGAGUACACCAUCAGGACACAAGGAAAGGCGCGGAGGGAGUGCUUUGAUAUUGACAUUGAGGUGCCGCUGCGGCUGGGGGAGGACCGCGCUCCGCCGCCCGUGCAUGAUCCUGAGAUCGAUGUGGUCAGGCCCUCCAUAUGCUCAGGCUGCGCUCUCAUACGCGGCCCUAUCUUCCUGUCAUCGGAGAAUCUGGACCGCAAGAUAGCCGGGCUCCUGCAGAGGAUAGAGGAGACGUCGCGAAGGCGCAACUUCUUCCUGGCUUUCUCGCAGUCGCCCGUCGACUUCAUCAAUGCCCUCAUCGCCAGCCAGGCGAGGGACCUGCGCAAUGCGCUGUCGGCGGAUGCUGGCGGCCCGGGCAAUGCAGGCGCGCCGCAGGCCAUGCGACGGUCAGAGAUGUUCCAUGGGAAAUGGGUGGAGGAAGCAGUCCGGCGCUACCUCGGCCGCCGAAUCGCAUCCGGCAGCUGA
Messenger RNA from Coccomyxa subellipsoidea C-169, 1470 nucleotides. RefSeq lists its product as hypothetical. The coding region runs from base 1 to 1470 and encodes 489 amino acids. The transcript has 8 exons. NCBI's taxonomy places the organism in Eukaryota, Viridiplantae, Chlorophyta, Trebouxiophyceae, Coccomyxaceae. Gene Ontology annotation, biological process: regulation of transcription by RNA polymerase II. Gene Ontology annotation, cellular component: SWI/SNF complex; nucleus. The record is from RefSeq and is a predicted model, not a curated record.